This is a messenger RNA of Prorocentrum cordatum, 1428 nucleotides long. The record is from the annotation of a GenBank genome assembly. Lineage: Eukaryota; Dinophyceae; Prorocentrales; Prorocentraceae.
UCCUCCUCAGUCCUCCUCCUCCUCCUACACUGCUCCUCGGCAUGUCUGCUCGAGCGAAGGCCUCGCUACAUAUACCCGAGUUGCGCGGUUGUAGCCAUACAGGUCCCGCCAGGUCGGCCCGCGAGCACGAUGGCUCUGUCCUCGAAGCUCCUUGCCAGCGCCGCAGUGCUCUACCUCGCCAGGGCGGCGUCGUCGCCCACCGUCCCCGUCGGCGGCAGUUGUCUUAUCAACCAGGAGUGUCAAGCAGGAGAAAGUGGCCAGUCUUGCUUGAAAGGUGAAAAUGCCGGCAAGGACUGCUUCGGGCUGGUCUCUGAUACCAUCAAGAGCCUCCUGGCCGACGAAGGAUCCAAUCAGCCAUACAACAGCGGCCUCUGCCAGCAGGCGCUGGAUAUAGUAAUUCUCGAGUGUGCUGAGUGCGACAAUUGCAUUGUUUCCCCGUCCAGUCGCCUCGAUGCCCUGCCCGAGGCCUUACGGGGGGCCGCGGCGAGAACCCCCGUAGCGGCGGCGGCUGCCGCGGCUGCGGCGGCCGCUUCGCUCGCGGCGGCGCUGGCGGGGGCGGUUGUGUGGCGCGGCUGGCGCGCUGCUCCGGCAUCCGCGCGCAGCGCGCUGGUGGCGGAGGGGCACGAGGACGAGGAUACCCCGAUGGUGGAGGGCAGCAGCGCCGCAGCGCCGGCGCCCUGAGGCGGGGCGGCGCACGCCGCGCCCAGCAGGGUAGCCCUAGUUCGGUGGCAUGGCCAAAGAGCAGUCAUGCAUUUUUGUCCUCCUCGGGGAGAGCUCAAGCAGUGAUGUUGGCGUCGAACACUCUGCACCUGGAAAAAUGCCCAUGUCACAAAAUGCCUUUUGGAGCUGGUGAACGUUUCAAACGGUCAGACGGAAAAGCGGACCAUGUCGCCUGCGGUGCAUUCGACAUGGUCCGCCCCGCCAUUUUGUCGAGCUCAUGUCUGACUGUAACGCGUUCGAGCACGGUGCAGUGCUGGCGUGCUCCUCAUCUGGCUUGCCGACGACCUCCUUGGCCUUAUCUUUGAUCGUCGAUCUCAGCCCUCCUCCUCCUCAGUCCUCCUCCUCCUCCUCCUACACUGCUCCUCGGCAUUUCUGCUCGAGCGAAGGCCUCACUACAUAUACCCGAGUUGCGCGGUUGUAGCCAGACAGGUCCCGCCAGGUCGGCCCGCGAGCACGAUGGCUCUGUCCUCGAAGCUCCUUGCCAGCGCCGCAGUGCUCUACCUCGCCAGGGCGGCCUCGUCGCCCACCAUCCCCGUCGGCGGCAGUUGUCUUAUCAACCAGGAAUGUCAAGCAGGAGCCGAAGCACAAGAACAGCAGCAAUGCCAAUCAUUUUCAGACUGUUCCCUCCUGUCUGCUCGCGUGCCAUUCCGCACGUAUGCCCCAAACCCUCGGUGCCCGCCCUCUCCGUCUUCGGUGGUAACCCCCUCG